Messenger RNA from Salvia hispanica, 5453 nucleotides. RefSeq names its product protein NETWORKED 1D-like. NCBI's taxonomy places the organism in Eukaryota, Viridiplantae, Streptophyta, Magnoliopsida, Lamiales, Lamiaceae. The record is from RefSeq and is a predicted model, not a curated record. Gene Ontology annotation, molecular function: actin filament binding. Gene Ontology annotation, cellular component: plasma membrane.
CAAUAUGAUCAGCAAUUCACAACGCAGCAUAUACAUACACACCAAACAUACGUAUCAACAAACUGAAAAGCAGCUCUACUGUUUCUCUUCUUUUCUCUUUAUCACACCCACCUACUCAUUUCUUCUUCCAAUUCUUUCGAUUUCCCUCACGCAAUGCUUGGUGAUGAACUUCUCUGUUGAAGGAAGCCACUGAUUUAUUCGAAUUAUUGGAGGGUUAAAUCUCUUUGCAGUGCAAGAGAAGCCGCACUCAAUUCUGACUAUUUACUCUUGAAUUGAGUGAUCACAGAAUUUUUGUUGAGUUUAUUCCACAACGAAUCUAGUUUAUCCGCGCCUUAGUGUUUAAUUUAGCGAAUAUAUUACCUAUUCGGUGAUAAAUCUGCAACUAGACAUUGAAGGAUGGCCAAAUUGUCGCAUUCGGAUUCGAGACGAAUGUAUUCCUGGUGGUGGGAUAGUCAUAUUAGCCCCAAAAAUUCAAAAUGGCUCCAGGAAAAUCUCACAGAUAUGGAUGUUAAAGUUAAAUCAAUGAUAAAGCUCCUUGAAGUGGAUGAGGACUCCUUUGCGCGAAGGGCAGAGAUGUACUACAAGAAAAGACCAGAGCUUAUGAAAAUGGUUGAGGAGUUCUAUAGAGCAUAUCGUGCAUUGGCCGAAAGAUAUGAUCACGCCACUGGUGUGAUUAGGCAUGCUCAUCGAACUAUGACAGAAGCUCAAGUUCCUAUGGUGUUUGCUGAUGAUUCACCUGCUAGUUCUGUUUCUCGAGCUGAUUCUAGAACACCUGACCUGAUUGGAGAGUUCACUGAUGAUUCUGAUAAUGGGACUAGAAAAAGGACUUCAAAGCCAUUCCCUGUUUCAUUUGGGCAAGUUGAGCGGGUGAGGAGAGGUCUGAAUUUUGAUGAGGCGGAUGACGUGUUUAGCAAUGAGAACAACCAUGUUGAUGAUAAAAGUUCAUUAAAAUACGACCGACAAAGUGAUUCUAAGGAGAUAAUAGCAUUGAAGGAAGCCAUUGCCAAACUGGAAGCUGAGAAAGAAUCUGGCAUUGUUCAGUAUCAACAAACUUUGGAUAAAUUGUCACAGCUUGAGACUGAAAUCUCCAGAACCAGAGAGGAGUUCAGUAUGCUAAAAGAUCAUGCAAAUAAAGCUGAUGCUGAAGUUGCUACAUUAAACGAAGCUCUGGUGACAUUAGAAGCUGAAAAGGAAUCUAAGCUUCAAGACUACCAAAAAUGCUUGGACAAGAUAUCUGACCUACAGAUUACUGUAUCUACUACUCAAGAUGAUGCUCAGAAACUUAGUGAAAGAGCUAAUAGUGCUGAAGUUCAAGCACAAUCGUUGAGAAGUGAACUGGAUGUAUUAGCUGUCGAGAAGGAUGCUGCUCUCAAUCAGUACCUGGAAUCGCUGGAGAUCAUAUCAAACAUGGAAAAUAAAUUACGACUUGCUGAAGAAAAUUCUUCAGGGUUUAAGGAGCGAGCUGAAAAAGCAGAAAGUGAAGUGGAAGGUUUAAGACAAGCAAUCUCCAAAUUGACCGAGGAAAAGGAAAGUGCAGCUCUGCAGCACCAGCAAUGCUUGGCGACAAUUUGUAGUCUGGAGCAAAAACUCACAUUGGCCGACGAGGAGGCUAAGCGCCUCAAUGGGGAGAUAGAAAAUGGGGUGUCCAAGCUAAAAGGUGCCGAGGAACAAUGUCUGAUGUUGGAAAGAUCAAACCAGUCUCUUCACUCUGAGUUGGAAUCUUUGAUGUUAAAGAUGGGAACUCAAUCUCAGGAGCUUACUGAGAAGCAGAAGGAACUAGGAAGACUUUGGGCAGCCGUACAAGAAGAGCGAUUGCGCUUUGUGGAUGCUGAAACUGCUUUUCAGACUUUACAGCAUUUGCAUGCGAAAACUCAGGAGGAGCUCCGAGCUAUGGCUUCUGAGCUGCAGAAUAGGGCUCAACUUUUGAAGGUUUCUGAGACCCAAAAUCAGAGUUUGCAAGAUGAAGUUCUCAAGGUUAAGCAGGAGAACAAGCAUCUUGAUGAGCUGAACUCAUCUUCCGCAUUAUCAAUACAAGAUAUGCGGAGUGAGAUUUCUAGCUUAACGGAAUCAACAGUAAAACUUGAGGAAGAGGUUGAGCUAAGGCUUGACCAGAGAAACGCACUGCAGCAAGAGAUUUAUUGCCUUAAAGAAGAACUAAAUGAACUGAACAAGAAGAACCUUUCAGUUUUGGACCAGGUACAUGAAGUAGGCUUAAAUCCAGAAUCCUUGGGAUUGUCAGUGAAGGAAUUGCGGGAUGAGAAUUCCAAUCUGAAAGAAACUUGCCAGAGGGAAAGUACUGAUAAAGCAGCUCUCCUACUGAAAUUGGAAAUCCUGGAACAGCUUCUCGAGAAAAACUCGCUCUUGGAGACCUCCCUUUCUGAUUUGAAUGCUGAACUAGAUGCUGUUAGAGGGAAGAUAGAAGAACUAGAAAAAUCUUGCCAAUCUCUAAUCCAAGAGAAAUCUACUCUAAUCGAUGAGAAGGAGACUCUCACGACACAGUUGCAGGAAACAAACAAGAAUCUGGAAAAACUCUCAGAAAACAACACAGUUCUAGAAAAUUCCCUGUCAGAUGCACAUCAUCAGCUUGAAGCUUUAAAGGCUAAAUCGAAAAUCUUGGAAGAUUCAUGUCAGUUGCUUGUUAAUGAGAAGGCUGAUUUGAUAAGUGAAAAUGACGGUUUGACUACUCAGCUGGAACAGACUCAGAGAAGACUUGUAGAUCUUGAGAAACUUCAUGGAGUACUGGAAGGAAGAUAUGAGCAUCUAGAAAACAAGAAAAAAUCAACUCUUCAAAAAGUUGAAGAGCUGCAAGUGGCAUUGGAUGUAGAGAAGCGAGAGCAUUCGAACAGUAUUCAGAUGAACAAAGCUCGACUCUAUGAGAUUCAAUCUGAGAUGCGUGUUCUGCAUGAAGAACACAAACAACGAAAGACAGAACUCGAUCAUGUGCUUGAUAGUGCCAUAGCUAGUGAAAUUGAGAUAUUUGUAUUGCGCACGACUGCUCAGAUGAUGAAAGAAACCAAUUGCUCCUUGCUUUCAAAGAAUCAGAAACUCUUUGAGCAGUCUAGUUUAUUCGAAAAGGAGGUCUCACGGCUAGAGCAUGACAAACUCAGGAAGCAGUCUGAAAUCAGAUCAUUGUCAGAUCAUGUUAGUACUCUGAGGUCAGGGACCCGCCAGUUGUUGAAGGUUCUCAGCAUUGCUGAGGAUUGUGUGUCUUCGGAUAAUGUGGAACUAGACCAGAUUUACAUCAACCAGCUAUCAAGUACACUCCAAAAUUUAAAGAAAUCAAUUUGUCGCGCUGAUGAAGAAAAUCUGGAGUGGUCUGUUGCAUUCUCAGUCCUUAGCACAUGGAUUGAGCAACUGGGAUUACAUUCAAAGAAUGUCGAGGUGGAAAAGGACAAACUAGAGCAUGAGUUCAAGCUGAAGGCCGAGCAGGUGUUACAGUUACAGAGCGACUCCUUUACACUUCUAGAGAUGAAUGAACAACUAAAGUCAAAAUUGAGAGAAGAAGACCACAAUAAGAAAGCUCUGAUGAUCCAGAUUGAGAGUUUGGACUCAAAGCUUAAAGACAUGCAAGAUACUUGCCAGGACUUACAAAGAGAGAAACUACAGAGUUCUGAGGAGAAAAUUUCCUUAAAGGAUAGAAUCGUGCACUCAGAGGAAAAACGUAAUGUUCUGGAAGAGGAAAAUUAUGUCUUAUGUGAUAAAGUAUUAGCUCUUGAGAACUUAUACUUGAUUUUCCAAAGCUUUGCUGAUGAGAAACUUAGGGUGCUAACAGAUCUUGGUGAUGAUCGCAAUAAGCUUAAUGUGAUGAAUAGUGCUCUUAUUGGAAAGUUGAGCGUGGCUGAGGGGAGGCUUGAAGAAUCAGAACUCAAUAAUCUUCAUCUCAAGGAAAGGCUGCAGAAGACAGAAGAUGAGCUCAAGGCUAUAGCAACAGUCGAAGAUCAGUUGAAUAUUGAGAUUGAAAAUGGAAAGGAAGUUUUUGGUCAAUUGCAACACACCAUGAUCUGUCAGGUUCUCUAUGAGCAGAAGUUUUAUGAGCUCCACGACGCAUGCCUUGGCUAUAUCGAUCAAAAUGAAGGCCUCAAAAAUCAACUGGAUGCAUUUCGGCCGGAGAUUAUAUCAUUGAAGGAAUGUAUUUCAUCCCUGGAGGACCAAACUGAUAUACACAUCAAGUUUCAAAUUCCUGAAAAUGAGGAUUAUCAGGGUGCUCACAGUACUGAUAUUUCACCCAAAAGCAUUCAUAGUGAAGACAAGAAAGUGUUGGCGCCGGUUUCUGACUUGCAUGAUCUACGAGUUAGGCUUCAAGCGGUUGUGAAGGCAGCAGUCGAGAUGAAGGAGCUAAUGGUUCACGAGAACACUGAUCUGCACGCCAAGCUUGACCAAUCAUCGAGGCAAAUCGAGCUACUGCAAUCUGAAAGCGGGAAGCAUCGAAGAAACAAGAGACCUACGUCUGAAAUCACUAUGGAAGACAGUGCACUUUUGACAAAAGAUAUUGUUCUUGAUCAGGUCUCCGAUGGUUCAUACCGAUACAGCAAGAAUGAAGCCGCUGACGUGGACAAUCAAAUCGUCGAGUUAUGGGAAACUACAGAACCAGAUGGCACCGUGGGGCUCGCCAUUGGCAAGUCAAACAAAACCAAUCCUCCUUCCACCACCGCGACCUCUGAUUUUCAUCGUUCUAAAUCAACAAGGAGACAGAAAGGCGGUUUUGGGGCCUCGUCUGAUGCACUCAAUGUGGACUUGAGUGUGGACAAGUUAGAGAUCUCAAAAAGAUCAACUGAUUCCUUACAAGAAGGGAACAAGAGGAAGGUCUUGGAGAGGCUUGACUCCGACGUUCAGAAACUGGCGAAUCUCCAGAUCACGGUCCAGGACUUGAAGAGGAAACUCGAGGUGACUGAGAAGGGCAAGCGGGGCAAAGCUGUGAUCGAAUGUGAGUCGUUGAAGAGACAGCUCGACGAAGCUGACAUGUCCGUGAUGAAGUUGUUUGAUCUGAACGGCAGGCUGAUGAAGAGCAUCAAUGACAGGUCGUUCUCGGACUCAAAGUCCUCGUUCGACUUUGAAGGCGAGGAAGGUGCCCGGAGGAGGAGAGUGUCCGAGCAAGCACGUCGAAUGUCAGAGAAAAUUGGGAGGAUACAGUUGGAAGUACAGAAGCUGCAGUUCGUGCUGCUGAAACUAGACGACGAGAAGGACGGAGCGUCGAAGAUGUCGGAAACGAAACGGAGAAUAUUGUUGAAGGAUUAUCUGUACGGAGGGGGAAGAGGGAGCCAGAGGCGUAAGAAAGGGAAUCUCUGUGCUUGCGUUCAGCCAUCAGCAGUUAAAGAUUGAGAGAGAUUGUUGAUUAAAAUUGCUUCUUCUAUUAAGCAUUGUAAAUUUGGUCACAAAUUAGCUCUACUUAUGUUUAGUUCAUUAGCAUAACUUCACGUAUUUUAUUUUAUCAAUGCAUCGUAGCUUUGUUGUGA